AAUAACAUCUUUAAAUAACGCUGACGAUUGGAUUUGUUAUGGAAUUAAUAUCAAUUAGAGACCUCUUAGCUACUACUAAUAGAAGAACGCUUCCACAGUUAGACCCUAUUCUCACGCUUCCUUCUUCUUCCUUUCCAUUCCAACUCUCACACUUCACACACACAAACAUUCACACCUCAUUUCAUUCCUUCAUCCAUCAAUCUUAUUUUCUUUACGCUGACCGACCACGGUCCCACAUUCCUCACGUUCAGGACUGAACAUCUGAAAGACGAACAAACCUGAUUCAGAUAACAAACAUCUUGAUUAUAUUUUGGUCAGAUAUAGAAAGGACUAAUACAAAGUACAAAGUGAUUGUGAAUUUGUGAUCUCACACAAAUACAUUUGAUUGGUGCUUUGUGAUGCAAUUACAAUGGUAGAGAGAAAUGCUUCUGCCAUUAAGGUUGUUUCAAGAAAAUCAUUAUGUUUCUUUUUCACAACAACAACAUUAUUAUUCAUCAUGUCAUGGCUUUUCGUUCUUCGUUCAACGCGCUCCGAUUCAACACAAGACGCCAUUUCACAGCUUAUCUCCACCACAUUUGAUAACUCCGGUUCCGAAUCAUCAUCUCAAUCGCAAAACUCUGAAUCCUCGUUCAACAAUAGAGCAAUUCUUGUAAACACCAAAACACAAACACAUGAUAUACCAAAAUGCAACACUGACACAACCACAUCAAAUGACAACAACAAUAGCAACAACAGCAGCAUCAUCAUCAUCAACAAUAACAAAGUUGUUUUGAAAGUUUUCAUGUACGAUUUACCUUCGGAAUUUCAUUUCGGAUUAUUAGAUUGGAAAGGCGACGAAAAAAGAAAAAUUGUUUGGCCUGAUAUGAAAACCAAUGUACCACAUUAUCCUGGUGGUUUGAAUUUACAACAUAGUAUUGAAUAUUGGCUAACAUUAGAUAUUCUAGCAUCAGAAUUUCCAGAAACUUAUCCGAACAAUGCUAGAACUGUAAUCAGAGUUAAGAACUCAAGUGAUGCUGAUGUUAUAUUUGUGCCAUUUUUUUCAUCUUUGACUUAUAACAGAUACUCGAAAACAGGUCCGCACGAAAGGAGGAGUAGAAACAAGGUGUUGCAAGAGAAGUUGGUUAGGUAUUUGAUGAGUCAAGAGGAAUGGAAAAGGUCUGGUGGAAGAGAUCAUUUGAUUUUGGCUCAUCAUCCUAAUAGUAUGUUGGAUGCUAGAAUGAAGUUGUGGCCUGCAACUUUUAUUUUGUCUGAUUUUGGAAGAUAUCCUCCUAAUAUAGCGAAUGUUGAGAAAGACGUGAUUGCGCCGUAUAAACAUGUUGUUGGUUCUUAUGUUGAUGAUCAAUCUACCUUUGAUAGCAGAAAAACUUUGCUUUACUUCCAAGGAGCUAUUUACAGAAAAGAUGGAGGCUAUGCUAGACAAGAACUAUUUUAUCUUCUAAAAGAUGAAAAAGAUGUACAUUUUUCAUUUGGGAGUGUUCAAAAAGGCGGAGUGAGGAAAUCAACAGAUGGAAUGCGCUCAUCCAAAUUCUGCCUCAACAUAGCCGGCGACACACCAUCAUCAAAUCGCUUAUUUGACGCCAUUGCAAGUCACUGUGUUCCUGUAAUAAUCAGUGAUCAAAUUGAGCUUCCAUAUGAAGAUGUUCUUGACUACUCCGAGUUCUGUAUAUUUGUUCGAACAAGAGACGCUCUUAAAAAGAAGUUUCUGAUAGACUUCAUGAGGAGUAUUGGCAAAGAUGAGUGGACAAGAAUGUGGAACAGGUUGAAAGAAGUUGAAAAAUUCUUUGAGUUUCAGUUCCCUUCUAAGGAAGGUGAUGCUGUACAAAUGAUUUGGCAAGCUGUUGCGCGUAAGGUUCCGUUUAUAAAGUUGAAAACAAACAGGUCUAGGAGAUUUUUUAGGUCUGUUUAUGGUAAUAAAGAUAAGGGACAUAAAUCUAUACCUGCACCAGCUAAUUUUUGGUGAUAUAUAAGGUUGGUACAUGAGGUUUUGUCUUUAGAAAUGCAACAAAGUUUUUAUAUAUACAAUAUAGUUGUGAUUUUGAUAGUGACUUCGACAUUGUAUUGUUCAUACAUGAUGACUUAUGAUAUAGGAAAGAUGAUUUUGGAAAUUAUAUGAUUUCAGUAUUGGUUGGAAUUGAGGGUAUAAUAUACAAUGAAAAUUUGUUUUGUUCUUUAUUUGAACAAACAUGUACAUGUUAUUUAGAUUUUUAUGUAGCAGCUGCACAAUCUAUUCUUAUCUAAAAAUUUGUUUUGUUCUUU
Trifolium pratense (red clover) is the source of this 2256-nucleotide messenger RNA. RefSeq names its product probable arabinosyltransferase ARAD1. The record is from RefSeq and is a predicted model, not a curated record. Bases 410 to 1960 code for a protein of 516 amino acids. Lineage: Eukaryota; Viridiplantae; Streptophyta; Magnoliopsida; Fabales; Fabaceae. Gene Ontology annotation, molecular function: glycosyltransferase activity. The transcript is spliced from 2 exons.